Messenger RNA from Owenia fusiformis, 3873 nucleotides. Lineage: Eukaryota; Metazoa; Annelida; Polychaeta; Sabellida; Oweniidae. The record is from the annotation of a GenBank genome assembly.
CAGGAGCGUCAUGAGGUUUCCCACAAUUCAACGGGAAGUUGACCUACAUUUAGAUGACUAACCCGAGAGGAAAUGGUCCUCUAAGAUUAAAGAUUAACCCGAUCUUGAGUGCUCAUCGAUGAAAUGAAGCUACUUGAUGUAAAGGGAUACAUCUCAGCAUACGGAUUACACAUAAAAACAAGGAUUUAAUGAAAUAAUUCAGGAGUUAUCUGCAAUAUAAAACAGUGUCUGCUUGAAAUAUUUUUCCAAAAUGGCUUCCCAAAGUGUGAAUGUUUCUUUAGAUGACAUCGAUUUAAACCAACUCAGGGAUCCAGCUGGCAUAUUUGACCUCAUAGAGGUGGUUGGAAAUGGAACCUAUGGCCAAGUUUACAAGGGACGUCACACAAAGACGGGGCAGCUGGCGGCCAUUAAAGUGAUGAACGUCACAGAAGAUGAGGAAGAAGAAAUAAAGCUAGAAAUAAAUGUCCUGAAAAAGUACUCCCAUCACAGAAACAUAGCUACAUACUAUGGUGCCUUUAUAAAGAAAAGUCCAGCAGGGAAAGAUGACCAGCUUUGGCUUGUCAUGGAAUUCUGCGGGGCUGGCUCAGUAACAGAUCUUGUCAAAGCCACUAAAGGCAACUCUCUAAAGGAAGAAUGGAUAGCAUAUAUAUCAAGAGAAAUACUAAGGGGUCUCUCCCAUUUACAUGCUAGCAAGGUGAUACACAGGGACAUCAAGGGACAGAAUGUACUACUAACAGACAAUGCUGAAGUCAAGUUGGUCGAUUUUGGGGUCAGUGCUCAACUGGACAAAACCAUUGGCAGACGGAACACAUUCAUUGGGACGCCAUAUUGGAUGGCCCCUGAGGUAAUAGCCUGUGAUGAGAAUCCAGACGCAACUUACGAUAACCGUAGCGAUCUAUGGUCUCUUGGGAUAUCUGCAAUAGAAAUGGCCGAGGGAAAGCCGCCACUUUGUGAUAUGCAUCCAAUGAGAGCAUUGUUCUUGAUACCCCGAAAUCCACCGCCAAAAAUGAAAGGGCGGAAAUGGUCGAAAAAAUUUAUAAGCUUCAUCGAUACUUGCCUUCUUAAAGAUUACACCCAGCGACCAGGGACAGACCAAUUGUUGAAACAUCCAUUUAUACGAGACCAACCAACCGAGAGACAGGUCAGGAUACAACUGAAGGACCACAUAGAUAGACACAAGAAAUCACUCAAAAAAGAUGUUGACCAUGAUACUGAUUAUGAAUAUGAGGGUAGUGACAAUGAUGAAGAAGACCCCUUAGCAGAGGGUGAACCAAGUUCAAUAAUUCAAAUCCCGGGAGAAUCAACGUUGAAACGUAACUUCCAACAAUUGCAGUCCGGGGAGGGCCGAAUCACCCCCAGUCCCUUCCUGCCCCCCAAUAUGCACUUCUUCAAUGGGGGAGCUCCCCCCAACCAACCCCCACCAAAACAAUCUAAGCAACAGCAACAAAAAUCACAACAACAACAACAACAAAAACGUCAAAAUGAACACCACGAGCAAAGACAAAGGCAACAACAACAGAACCAGCAGCGACAUCGAGAAAACCAACGUCAUGCGGAAAAUCAACGUCACGCUGAAAACCAACGGCAGAAGGAGGCACAAAGACAGGUGGGGCCACCUCGGCAACAUCAGAUUCAGCAGCCCCGAGCUAUACACCCAUCUAGUGGGGGUCAGGGAUACACGCCUCCACCCCCAGUCAGGAGAGAUCAAGCCCCCACUAGUCGUGAACAGCAGGGUCCCGUGAAACAGUUCCCCCUUCAGUCUAGAGUCAUAGUCGUUCCUCAGCCUAAAGCUGUUGCUCCACCUCGAGAAUCUCCACGCAGUAACCAUGGCAACAACAGUAGUAAUCAUGGCAACAAUAAUAAUACCUACCGAGGGCCUGAUCGCAAACCAGAGGAGUUAGAUCUGUUAGCGCAACAGCUGAAUGACUUAGCGGCAGAAGAUCGCACAAGAACUCCGACACCAACAAAUGAAGUACCUGAGCGCCCUCUGCUGGAGACGGACAGUGAGGAUGAUGACGAAGGACCACCUGGUGGUGAUGGAACUCUAAUCACCUCUGAACCUGCUAGGCCACUACCAGCACACUACAACAAUGACACCCUAGAGACAUUAGAAAGCAUGAUAAUACAUGAGGAAGCAUCUCCAGCUCAUGUACCAGGGGUGCGCUCAACUAAUGGAUCAGCCGGCUCUAGCACAGUGGCUCCACCUAUUGAGGAAGAACAAGAAAAUGAAGAUGGAACUUUGGUUCAUCCACGAAGGAACCGUUCAGAGCCACAAUUUCGCCACCCAGAUCGAGAUGAGGACCGCCAGCGUCACAAUUCUGAGAAAGAUCGCCAGAGCAGAACAGGACCAUCGACAUCACAUCAAGGGUUGCCAUAUUCACGUAGCAGUAGUGGGGUCCUACCAGACCUCCUCCCUCCUCAGACCCCACCCCGGGGCAGAGAUGAGACCCCUCCCCGCCCCCAAAGACCACAAGACAAAACAGUUUCAGAUGAGUCUAUGCGAAGAAAGUAUCGUCAAGCUGUAAGUGGUGCCGCUGGAGUGCGGGAUUCAAAACGAUCAUUUGCAGCAUUUGGUUUUGGCAGUGGUAGAGUCACAGAUGGGGAACAAAGUGCAAGUACAGGAGACUUACAAAAUCUCUCUGCAGCUAGUCUCUCAGAUAGCAACCAACAAAUGAACACAUUGACGCCACCUAGACGAGGAUCUCAAAUUAACGUCAAUGUCACGCCAACAUCUGCGUCAACAGUUGCAUUUAGCGACACACCAGAAAUACGCAAAUAUAAAAAGCGGUUCAAUUCUGAUAUUCUCUGUGCGGCUUUAUGGGGGGUAAAUCUGCUGAUAGGAACAGAGAAUGGUCUACUGCUGCUGGAUAGAAGUGGGCAAGGAAAAGUUUACCCUCUCGUAAGCAGACGGAGAUUUGCACAAAUGGAGGUGCUCGAAGGACAAAACAUUCUAGUUACCAUAUCCGGGAAGAAAAAUAAAGUCAGGGUCUAUUACUUAUCAUGGUUAAAAAGCAAGAUCAUCAAGGCAGAAGGCAUUGAGAAGAGAAAUGGGUGGACAAAUGUCGGGGAGCUCGAGGGUUGUGUACAUUUUAAAAUAGUAAAAUAUGAAAGGAUCAAAUUCUUGGUCAUUGCCUUGAAGAACAGUGUGGAGAUCUACGCAUGGGCUCCAAAGCCUUAUCACAAAUUCAUGGCUUUCAAGUCAUUUGGUGACCUUGCCCACAAGCCAGUACUAGUUGACCUUACUGUAGAGGAGGGUCAAAGGUUAAAGGUCAUAUAUGGAUCACAUCAUGGGUUCCACGCCAUCGACCUGGACUCAAACAGUGUAUUUGACCUCUAUAUACCAUCACAUACACAGACCCCCAUAGUACCACAUACAAUAGUCAUUAUACCAAAUACAUCAGGAAUGCAGCUCUUGCUAUGUUAUGACAAUGAAGGAGUGUAUGUCGACUCAAAUGGAAAAAUCUCAAAAAAUGUUGUCCUGCAGUGGGGUGAACAACCGACAUCUGUGGCAUUUAUCAGUACAGGCCAAAUCAUGGGCUGGGGAAACAAAGCCAUAGAAAUCAGAGCUGCGGAGACGGGACAUUUGGACGGAGUAUUUAUGCAUAAAAAGGCACAAAAGCUCAAGUUCUUAUGUGAACGAAAUGACAAGGUAUUUUUCUCAUCAAUACGUGGAGGCUCCUCCUGUCAGAUAUACUUUAUGACUCUCAAUAAACCCGGCAUAUCAAACUGGUAGAAAACAUAGAAUUAAUGUAUAUAGAAAAAACAUAGGAGGAAACAUGUAGGAGAAAAUACAUGGUGAAAUACAUAUGAGGAAUUACACAGGAGACAAUGGAGAGAUUAUAUAGGAGAAAAUUCAGGGGAGGAAUAUCUAGG